AUGGAUUUUGAGGAACCUCUUUCAAUUAUUUUUCCACCGGAACCUCCUUCCAAGGUCACUUCACGAACACAGCCCGCUACCAAGUGCUCUUUAUGCCCCGAUCACCAUCUUACUGAUGCUUAUCAGCAGCCUCUCACUGUUUCAUUUCCUGCUGAUCAGCAGCAUGCGUCACCCUUGGUUCCAGCAGCAGCCUCUCCAGCUACCCCGAUAGCACCCUCGGUUCCCACUGCUCCUUCGUCACCGGCUAUCUCGACAUUACCGGAAACUUCAGCUCCAUCGCCACCCCCUACACCUGACUUUACUUCGGUCUCUACACAUCCCGUGGUUACUAGAUCACGUGCAAAACCGGACAAAAAAAGCCGACGGGUCCCCGCCCUCACGGGUCAGGGAGACCGAUACAUGCCGCCGCCUCACUCCGCCGCUUCCCCAAAACGUCAACCGCCACCGGCAGCCUCCCCUCUGUACAAACACAACUCAUGGUCGCCGGACAUACUCCGAGAUGAAGAAUGGCUCAAGCGGAAGGACAACCACGACCUCCGCCGUCGUCUCCGGAACAAAAGCGUCACCGAUGAGGAUAUCGAUGAGCUCAAAGCUUGUAUCGAGUUAGGGUUCGGAUUUGAUGAAUUGAAUGAUCGACUUUCAAGUACUUUACCAGCUUUAGGUCUGUAUUACGCCGUCAACAAGCAAUAUCACGAUACGAUCUCGAAGUCAUCGUCCAUGUCGUCAUCGUCGUCUUCUUCUUCUUCCGUCUCUUCAUUUUCACCUACCGUCUCCGAAUCUGAUUUAUCUCUUCCGUUUGAUAAUCCUCACGCCAUAUUCGGUCAAGUUGAUAAUCCAGAGACAAUGAAGACAAGAUUGAGACAAUGGGCACAAGUUGUAGCUUGUUCUUUGCGUCAAUCAUCAUCACCAUUAUCAUCAUCAUCAUGAAGCUUAAACCACGAAGAACAAUCUGCUUACUUUAAGGGCAAGGUAAGCCAUCUAUGGCUAAGAUUAUAAGUAAACCUCGAUCUCUAAUUGCGCCCUGUACAUACCAACACAUUGUUGAUUGCCUAUGAGAAGGGAAAACACUUUUACUUUGAAUGUUUGUAAAUUGACCUUUUGUAUGCUAUUCCAUGUCUUUUUUUUUUCACUUUUUAUCGUAUGUAAUUUCUCAUAUUCACAUGAUAUGUGUUUUCAUAGCUCAACUUUAAUAUAAAAGUCUUAAUUUAUGUUGA
This is a messenger RNA of Lactuca virosa, 1214 nucleotides long. The record is from the annotation of a GenBank genome assembly. Lineage: Eukaryota; Viridiplantae; Streptophyta; Magnoliopsida; Asterales; Asteraceae.